AUGCCAUUUGUUCAAUCAUGCGGGUCCGAAACCCCGAAUGAGUGUAGUGCACUACUUCCCAGGACUAGAAACCGUGAAGUUUACAAUGAAUCUAAUGAGAACGAUGGGAACCGCGAAGACUGCGAUAUUGAGCCAUCAAACCUCAGCAGUCAACCAAAUACAGUCGAUCAAAAUAGCGCUCCACUAAAUCCUGGCACUCGAUGGCCCUCAAUUUCGUCUAUCAUAUUUUUAGGACUUUUAAUGUUAACGAUCAUGCUGUCUGCUUACAUAUUACCUGCGGCGCUACAAAUUUACGCCAAAGAAGCCAUUGUCAUUGAGCCUAUCAGAAUUUCACUUGAAUCUAUUACAGAGACAGGUCUAGAGUCUCGUAUUCAAGCUAAUGUUAGAGUUGAAGCCGCAAGGGUGCAGAAUCCCUACACUAGAAAGAUUGGAAUAAUUUGCUCUUGGCUUCUUAUGCAGGUUGGUACCCAAGAAGCAAGAGUUGACCUCUAUCUAGCGGGGUAUAAUGGUCUACCUGUUAGUAACCUUGUGAUACCGGGCCUUAAAAUGGACGUCCGAAACGGACAUUCAAAGCUUCUUGACUUUAAAGCUCAUCUCUCCAUCAGAAACCCACAAAGCUUAAAGUUAUUUGCGGGUGACUGGAUAAGGGGCAAAAUUGAACAGAUACACAUUAUUGCUAAAACAGAGCUCUUCUUCAGAUCUGGAAUUCUAUCUCUCGGAUCCCAAUCUAUAUCUCAAUCUAUUUUCAUCAAAGGGCCCAAUAUCCCAUCAAUCCAUGAAAAUACGACAAGCCUCAACCUUUAUGAAGUUCCAAUAUCUGGCGAUUCCACCCACAGUUUGGCUGCAAGAAUGCUCACAUCUUUUAAAAAUGAUUAUAACAUCGAGAUUGAAAUCCCUUCAUUAGAGAUUGAGGUUCUUGUACCCGGUUGCGGCAAGGAAGAUUAUAUAAGGCUCCUAUAUGCCAAGUCUAAUCCUAUUCAUGUAGAUCCACAAUCACAGAUACAUAUCAUAGUUGAUGGAAUGAUGAAGAAAUUACCAGCAUCUCUGAUGGAAUCAUGCCCCAAGUCCACUUUGUCACCCUUAGACGCUUUGAUGUGGAAAUAUAUACAUGGUUAUGGUAUUACUACUCUCGUACGAGGGACAAAACACCCCGACAAACAAGCUCCCAAUUGGCUAGUUGAGCUUCUGUCGAGUAUUACUGUUCCUCUCACAUUUCCAAGCCUUAACAUGAGUAAGAACUUCGGGAACUUUUCCAUCAAGGAUAUGGAGUUUCAUCUUCCAGAUAUAAUCCCUAAUCCGGGCUUUGGAAACACUAGCCCUCAUGUAUCUGGCCUCGUCGAAGUAGCUGCCAGCCUACCGAAAGAGAUAAACUUUGGAUUAAAUGUAACAAAAAUCCGAGCUACAAGCAAAGUAUUGUUUGAAAACCGAAAAUUCGGAGAUAUAUAUGUCCGGAAUUGGCAACAUGCGAGUUCGGCACAAGUGAGAGGACCGAAUAAACAGGGAUCUUCCCUAUACGUUCAAUCGUACAUCAAGGACGCUCCUAUCGAAAUAACGGAUAAUGUUGUAUUCAAGGAUGUCGUUCAAGCUCUUUUAAUUGAAGGGCGAAAUGUUUCACUACAAAUUAUUGCCCUUGUCGAUAUCUAUGUUUCAACAGUCCUUGGCGAGGUGACCUUGACUAAUUUACCUGGGGAGGGAUUUGUACCAGUAAAGAUUUAG
Blumeria graminis f. sp. triticale is the source of this 1716-nucleotide messenger RNA. The record is from the annotation of a GenBank genome assembly. NCBI's taxonomy places the organism in Eukaryota, Fungi, Ascomycota, Leotiomycetes, Helotiales, Erysiphaceae.